This is a messenger RNA of Odocoileus virginianus texanus, 7752 nucleotides long. NCBI's taxonomy places the organism in Eukaryota, Metazoa, Chordata, Mammalia, Artiodactyla, Cervidae. The record is from RefSeq and is a predicted model, not a curated record.
GUGUAUAUGUGCCGCAGUGCUUUUCCGGAACCACUGUGCUGUCUCCCGGGACAAGUGGGAGACCGAUUAUCGGGAACAUUCUUGAAGAAGGCGGAUUUCUCGCCCGUUUGUCUGGUGUAACUUGCUGAACACCUCCAACCUCUUGGCGCAGUACCGCCGGCUGCCACGCGAGGGCAGCACAGCAUGAAGAAGAAGGCGGUCCUCCCCCAGCGGAGCUGCGGAGAGGAUGGAGGCUCCGUCAGUCAGCAGUGAGUGCCACUGCUGGGGUGGUGGUCUUUGGAUUCGUUCUAAAACAAUGUGGGAGCAGAGACAACUUAAAGGCACGUCAAGCAUCCACCAAACCCGUCUGGAAAGCAUCUUGAGAAGGGUGCGAAGCUGUGAGGAUGUGAAGGUUCCCAGGUGCUGAUGGUCGGGGGUCGGGUGUAGAGAUGGACAAGCUAAUCAGAAGAAUACGGCACAGGAUGAGCUGGAAAAAAAUCAUACCUAUCUUCCUGGCCUUGUUACUGACCGGCUGUUUAACUUCAGUCUCACCACCUAAUGUCUCAGGGGCCACUUUUUCUAAGGCAGUGACUGGAUUAAAUGACCUCUAAGUUUCCUUCCUGCUGGAAAAUCCCAGGACCAGGUAACCAGUGAAGAUCUGACAACGCUGAGAAUGUUCAAAAGAAGGCAUCACAGACUCUGAAGGGAAAAGAAUUUGAAAACAUCACAAUAGCCUAUGCGUUUACUUCCAUGUUAUUUUGCAAAGGACAGAGAACCUACUACUCCAUUCAUUCAUUAUGGACUGGCCACAUUCAGACGGGCAGGGCAAGUUUCUCCUAUAUUCAAAAACAGCAAGGAUGAAAAUAACUACCUUUUACUGGGGUCCUUCAAAGUGCCUGUCACUUCGUAGAUUCUAAUUCUUUAAGAAGUUCACAGUCCAAGAGGGAUUUCAAACCAAUGGAUUACAGCUGCCUUUAACUAACUCCAAAACUGGAACUCAACACCAAGUGCGUGGUGGAGAUGGAAGGGAAUCAAACGGUCCUGCACCCUCCUCCAUCUAACAGCAAACAGGGAGAAAGGAAACCUCCCAAGGUAUUUGCAUUUGAUUAUUGCUUUUGGUCCAUGGAUGAAUCUAACACUACAAAAUAUGCUGGUCAAGAAGUGGUUUUCAAGUGCCUUGGGGAAGGAAUUCUUGAGAAAGCCUUCCAGGGGUAUAAUGCUUGCAUUUUUGCAUAUGGACAGACAGGCUCAGGAAAAUCCUUCUCCAUGAUGGGCAAUGCUGAGCAGCGAGGCCUCAUCCCAAGGCUCUGCUGUGCUUUAUUUCAAAGGAUCUCUCUGGAGCAGAAUGAGUCACAGACCUUUAAAGUGGAAGUAUCCUAUAUGGAAAUUUAUAAUGAGAAAGUCCGGGAUCUUUUAGAUCCCAAAGGGAGUAGACAGUCUCUUAAAGUUCGAGAGCAUAAAGUUUUGGGACCAUAUGUAGAUGGUUUAUCCCAACUGGCUGUCACUAGUUUUGAGGACAUUGAGUCAUUGAUGUCUGAGGGAAACAAGUCUCGGACGGUAGCUGCAACCAACAUGAAUGAAGAAAGCAGCCGCUCCCACGCUGUGUUCAACAUCGUCAUCACGCAGACACUAUACGACCUGCAGUCUGGGAACUCAGGGGAGAAGGUGAGCAAAGUGAGUUUGGUGGACCUGGCGGGCAGCGAGAGAGUGUCUAAAACCGGAGCUGCGGGAGAGCGCCUGAAGGAAGGCAGCAACAUUAACAAAUCACUUACAACCUUGGGGUUGGUUAUCUCAUCGCUGGCUGACCAGGCAGCUGGCAAGGGUAAAAACAAAUUUGUGCCUUAUCGCGACUCAGUCCUCACUUGGCUGCUUAAGGACAAUCUUGGGGGCAACAGCCAGACCUCCAUGAUCGCCACCAUCAGCCCAGCAGCAGACAACUACGAAGAGACCCUGUCCACGCUGAGAUACGCAGAUCGGGCCAAAAGGAUCGUUAACCAUGCCGUUGUGAAUGAGGAUCCCAACGCGAAGGUCAUCCGGGAACUGCGGGAGGAGGUGGAGAAGCUGAGGGAGCAGCUCUCGCAGGCUGAGGCUAUGAAGGCCCCUGAACUGAAAGAGAAGCUCGAGGAGUCUGAAAAGCUGAUAAAAGAACUAACGGUGACUUGGGAAGAAAAGCUCAGGAAAACAGAAGAAAUUGCACAGGAGAGGCAGCGGCAACUGGAAAGCAUGGGGAUUUCCCUGGAGACUUCUGGAAUCAAGGUGGGAGAUGACAAGUGCUACUUGGUUAACCUGAACGCAGACCCUGCUCUCAACGAACUUCUGGUUUAUUAUUUAAAGGACCACACCAGGGUAGGUGCCGAUACCUCUCAGGACAUCCAGCUCUUUGGGAUAGGAAUUCAGCCUGAGCACUGUGAGAUCGACAUUGGCUCUGAUGGAGAGGUCAGCCUUACGCCAAAAGAAAAUGCACGGUCCUGUGUCAAUGGCACGCUCGUGUGCAGCACCACCCAGCUGUGGCAUGGGGACAGAAUCCUGUGGGGAAACAACCACUUCUUCAGAAUUAAUUUGCCUAAGAGGAAACGGCGAGACUGGUUGAAAGAUUUUGAAAAAGAGACAGGCCCACCGGAGCACGACCUGGAUGCGGCCAGUGAAGCUUCUUCAGAGCCAGACUACAACUACGAAUUUGCCCAGAUGGAGGUUAUCAUGAAAACGCUGAAUAGUAAUGACCCAGUUCAGAACGUGGUGCAGGUCCUGGAGAAACAGUACCUGGAAGAAAAGCGGAGCGCUCUCGAGGAGCAGCGGCUCAUGUACGAGCGGGAACUGGAGCAGCUCCGCCAGCAGCUGUCCCCGGAGCGGCAGCCCCAGAGCAGCGGCCCCGACCGCCUGGCCUACAGCAGCCAGACGGCGCAGCAGAAGGUGACCCAGUGGGCCGAGGAGAGGGACGAACUCUUUCGCCAAAGCCUGGCAAAACUGCGGGAGCAGCUGGUGAAAGCCAACACCCUGGUGAGAGAGGCAAAUUUCUUAGCCGAGGAGAUGAGCAAGCUCACCGACUACCAGGUGACUCUGCAGAUCCCUGCCGCGAACCUCAGUGCCAACAGGAAGAGAGGAGCAAUAGUGAGUGAGCCAGCUAUUCAAGUGAGGAGGAAAGGAAAGAGCACCCAAGUGUGGACCAUUGAGAAGCUGGAGAAUAAAUUAAUUGAUAUGAGAGAACUUUAUCAAGAAUGGAAGGAAAAGAUUCCUGAGGCUAAGCGACUCUGUGGGAAACGAGGUGACCCCUUCUAUGAAGCCCAAGAGAAUCACAACCUGAUUGGUGUCGCUAAUGUGUUCCUGGAGUGUCUCUUCUGUGAUGUGAAGCUUCAGUAUGCAGUUCCUAUCAUCAGCCAGCAGGGGGAGGUUGCAGGGCGUCUCCACGUGGAAGUGAUGCGAGUUACAGGCGCCGUCCCGGAGCGCAUGGUGGAAGACGACUCCUCGGAGAACUCCAGUGAAAGUGGGAGCCUCGAAGUUGUAGACAGCACUGGGGAAAUCAUUCACCGAGUCAAGAAACUGACAUGCCGGGUAAAAAUUAAAGAAGCAACUGGGCUGCCCUUAAACCUCUCAAAUUUCGUCUUCUGUCAGUACACGUUCUGGGACCAGUGUGAAUCCACGGUGGCAGCCCCUGUUGUGGACCCUGAGGUGCCUUCCCCGCAGUCCAAGGAUGCCCAGUACACCGUGACCUUCUCUCACUGUAAGGACUACGUGGUGAACGUAACGGAAGAAUUCCUGGAGUUCAUCUCAGAUGGAGCACUGGCCAUCGAAGUGUGGGGCCACCGGUGUACCGGGAACGGCAGCUCCAUCUGGGAAGUCGAUUCCCUUCACGCUAAGACGAGAACACUGCAUGACAGGUGGAACGAAGUUACUCGCAGAAUAGAGAUGUGGAUCUCCAUCCUGGAGCUGAACGAGCUAGGGGAGUAUGCUGCUGUGGAGCUUCACCAGGCCAAGGACGUCAACACAGGCGGCGUCUUUCAGCUCAGACAGGGUCAUUCCCGGAGAGUCCAAGUCACAGUGAAGCCUGUCCAGCACUCCGGCACGCUGCCGCUCAUGGUCGAGGCCGUCUUGUCCAUCUCCAUCGGCUGCAUCACUGCCAGGUCCACCAAACUCCAGAGAGGGCUGGACAGCUACCAGAGAGAUGAUGAGGAUGGUGAUGAUAUGGAUAGUUAUCAGGAAGAAGACUUAAACUGCGUGAGAGAGAGGUGGUCGGAUGCCCUCAUUAAACGGCGAGAAUACCUAGACGAACAGAUUAAAAAAGUCAGCAACAAAAAAGGUACGAUCCCACCACCUGGAAUGGAAACCCACAUACCGGUUCUCUUCCUUGAUUUGAACGCGGAUGACCUCAGUGCCAAUGAGCAGCUCGUGGGCCCCCACGCAUCAGGCGUGAACUCCAUCCUCCCCAAGGAGCACGGCAGCCAGUUUUUCUACCUGCCCAUCAUAAAGCACAGUGACGAGGAGGUUUCAGCCACAGCCUCCUGGGACUCCUCAGUGCAUGACUCUGUUCACUUGAACAGGGUCACCCCACAGAAUGAGAGGAUCUACCUGAUAGUGAAGACCACAGUCCAGCUCAGCCACCCGGCAGCUAUGGAGCUGGUCUUACGAAAACGGAUUGCAGCCAACAUUUACAACAAACAGAGUUUCACCCAGAGUUUGAAGAGGAGAAUAUCACUGAAGAAUAUAUUUUAUUCCUGUGGUGUAACCUAUGAAAUAGUAUCCAACAUACCAAAGGCAACAGAGGAGAUUGAGGACCGGGAGACGCUGGCUCUCAUGGCCGCGAGGAGUGAGAACGAAGGCACGUCGGACGGGGAGACGUAUAUCGAGAAGUACACUCGAGGCGUGCUGCAGGUGGAGAACAUUCUGAGCCUGGAACGACUCCGGCAGGCGGUCACGGUCAAAGAAGCGCUUUCCACCAAAGCUCGGCACCUGCGGCGAAGCCUCAGCACGCCCAACGUUCACAAUGUCUCUUCCAGUCGACCAGACCUUUCUGGCUUUGACGAUGAUGAUAAGGGUUGGCCAGAGAGCCAGUUAGACAUGUCUGACUACAGCCCGAGUUACCAGGAUGUAUCGUGUUAUGGAACUUUGCCUAGGGAUUCACCUCGAAGGAGUAAAGAAGGUUGUACAUCAGAGAAUCCUCAUGCCUUAACAGUCAGCCCUUUCAAAGCAUUCUCUCCUCAGCCACCAAAGUUUUUCAAGCCCCUAAUGCCUGUAAAAGAGGAGCAUAAGAAAAGGAUAGCACUUGAAGCAAGGCCUCUUCUAAGCCAGGAGAGCAUGUCUCCACCUCAGGCACAUAAUCCUGGCUGCAUUGUGCCCUCGGGAAGCGAUGGCAGCCGCAUGCCAGUAGAACUCAAUAGCAAACGUGAGAAGAAGAUUGACUCUGAGGAGGAGGAAAACGACCUAGAAGGUCUCAGCCGGAAGCUGAUAAGUUCACAGCCUUAUGUACCUGUGGAGUUCGCCGACUUCAGCGUUUACAAUGCCAGCUUGGAGAACAGGGAGUGGUUUUCUUCCAAGGGCGAUCUGACGAACUCAAAGGCCCUAGAGAAGGAGGUGUCCCGCAGCCCCACCACCAGCAGCAUCACCAGCGGCUACUUCUCCCACAGUGCCUCCAACGCCACCCUGUCCGACAUGGCGGUCCCUUCCAGUGACAGCUCAGAUCAGCUGGCCCUUCCGCCGAAGGACACAGACUCCAGCGAGCAUCCCGGACCGUCCCUCGUGCAGGAUUUCAGACCAUCCUCACACAAAGAGUUGACAGAACUAGAAAGAGGCUCGGGAAAGGAAAAGAUGACCGAGGUGCCACUCAAGGGAAACAGUGCCUUAGCCAAAGGGAGCCCAUUGCCCCCCAGCAUCCCAGAGGAAAACUCCAGAACCCCCUGGAGGACCAGCUCGUGUUCAGAGCAGGAUGCCGGCUCCAGCAAACACGGCCAGCCAGCCAGGGAGUUCUGCCCCAGGGAGGUGACCGUGGAACACACCACAGACAUCCUCGAAGAUCACUCUUUCACAGAGUUUAUGGGUGUGUCAGAUGGGAAAGAUUUUGAUGGUUUGACAGAUUCUUCUGCUGGAGAACUUUCAAGUAGGAGGAACCUACCAAAUACGACAGACAGCAGGAGUGUCUCACAUGGGCCACAGGACCCUGGCCAGCUGUGUUCCUCGGCAGAGAAUGACCAGGGGAGCACCACUGCUCGGUGAGAGGCAGUGAGCACUUCUUCCGAAGGCCACAGCAUCUCUGCUCCGGUCGCGUCCCAGAGCACCAGCCCAUCUAUCAAACACGCUGCGGCCCGGCCGGACCUCACACCAGCGCGGAGAAGCCACGGCUUCCAGGGCCACCUCCUCCCCUCUCCCCUCCCGAGCCGGGAGAAGCGGCACUUUGUCACUCGGGUGACUCGGCAGCCUCUGCUUCCUUCCAGAGAACCGAAAAUCCUGGCUUCACAAAGUGACAGUAUUUUUGUUUGCACUCACUACACACCCCCACGGUGUAGAAACCUCCGCAGAUUCAAACAGACUUUAUUCUUGUACAAUUUUAAUCAGUUCUUACUGUAGAAUCUGGAGUCAAUGCUCUAAUUUUUUUUUUAUAAAUAAUAUAUAUUAUGUAUAUGAAAUGUAUAUCUAUAGUAUGUCUGGAGAGACAGGACUGCACACUAAAAUGGAUAAAAGUGGUUUGUAGAAAAUCGUAAGGUACUGGACUUUCUUACAAAGCAGCUCGGGCGAUCUCUCAGAACACAAGCAGAUGAAAGAGAUGGUCUUGCCUGAGAAUGAGGUUGCAAAUCCCUCUUUGCAGCAAAGGUUACAGAAGGCCGUUCUUUAUAACCAAAGAACUUACCUGAGACUGAAUGUUUUUUGCUGUCCACUCUUGUUUUGUGUGUACAUACGUGUUUGACUGCAAGUUCGGUGCCAUAUGCCCUGUGGCUCCCAGGCCACGUGCUGCCGUUCUCUGUCGCGUUUCCCAAGCACACUGAAAAAUCUCACAGCUCCGUUCUUUGGUCUUCCACCUGGCCCGCCGCCUGCUGACUUGACGCGGUUCGGGAACCCUUGACAGCGACUGGGGCUCUGAUCCCCGCCUUUCCUGUCCCUCGGUCCAGCCCAGCCAGGCAGGCAGGAUGCAGAGAGCAGUAUUACUCUAAGAAAACACAGGGAAAAACCAAGAGUGGGGUUGGGAGGGUGGGUGUCGGUUUUCGUCUCUUUGUGGUUUCGUUUGGGGUUGGUAGGUGUUUGUUGUGGUGUGGUUCUGCCGUUGUCUUAUUUCAUUUCUGGAAAACGCUGAAGGGAUGACAGGAGCCGUGAAGUCCGCAGGUGCCCACUUCACAGUGUUCGCAGGAGAUGGUUGAAGACAGAUGACCCUGCUGUGUGUCUUCAUUUGUAGAAUUCUUUUACUGAUGGAGACCCUGAAGAAUUAUGUGUGUGGAAGUUUUUACAAAAGUGCUUUCUGUACCUAUUGUGUAGAUGCUUGUAUAGCUGGUCCAGAUGUAGAGCAAUAAAUGUGUCGUGGGAGCGAGCGAGGGUGUACAGCCUGCUGUACCUUUGCCCUGGAAGUUCAUAGCAUCCGUAAAUGAGUAAGAUAUUGGAGAUUUUAAUGCGAAGCUGCUGUUCAUGAUUUUUGUGUAUAGUGAGCUGACUGUAGUAUUUUACUAUUGACUGUUUAAAAAGAGAAAGACUGUAAUUUAUAUCCCCUUUCAACUUUAUUGUAUUUAAUUGGUACAGAUUGUGUGUGCGUGUGUGUGUUUUAGAAUACAGACUGUCUAAUUCCGAUUUUAAAACAUC